CCAAUCGUUUCACUUAUCUACUGAGAGACAGAGAGAAAUAAAAGGAGAAAGAAACGGAAGAAGCCUUCAACUUUUAUUAUUUGGAACCCCCCUCUAAAAUGCUGGCAAAAAUUUUCCAAACAUACAACAAAACUAACUCUAGAAAGUUUCCUUUGCAGUUCUUGAUGCUCACUUCAUCGUCAUCCUUCAAGAGACUCAAUUCUCUGUUGUUAGGUGCUUUGGGGGAUAGAGGGCAGAGGAAGAGUAAUCUGUCAGUGAUGGCAGAAGGUAAUGUAGAUGAUACUAACACUACCAAUGAUGAUGAUGAUGAUGAUGAUCAACCUUUUACUCCUUGGGCUGUCUCUGUUGCCAGUGGGCACACUUUGUUGCGCAGCCCGCAACAUAACAAAGGACUUGCUUUUACCGACAAAGAAAGAGAUUCUCAUUUCUUGCGUGGCCUUUUGCCUCCAGCGGUAUUAACUCAAGAGCUUCAGGCAAAAAGAAGUUUGAACAUACUCCGCCAAUACCAAGUUCCAUUGCAUAGAUACAUAGCCAUGAUGGAUCUUCAGGAGACGAAUGAAAAACUAUUUUACAAGCUUCUCAUUGAUAACGUUGAGGAACUGCUUCCAGUAGUUUACACCCCAGUAGUUGGUGAAGCUUGCCAGAAGUAUGGCAGCAUUUUCCGCCGUCCGCAGGGACUUUACAUCAGUUUAAAAGACAAGGGAAAGAUUCUUGAGGUGCUGAAGAAUUGGCCAGAGAAGAACAUCCAAGUUAUUGUUGUAACCGAUGGUGAACGUAUACUGGGGCUAGGCGACCUUGGCUGCCAGGGGAUGGGAAUACCAGUUGGAAAACUUUCCCUGUAUACAGCACUUGGGGGUGUUCGUCCUUCAGUUUGCUUGCCCGUAACCAUUGAUGUCGGCACCAAAAAUGAGACAUUGUUGAACGAUGAGUUCUACACUGGUCUCAAACAGAAAAGAGCAACCGGAGAGGAAUAUGACGAGCUGUUAGACGAGUUCAUGAGUGCAGUCAAGAAGAACUAUGGAGAAAAAGUCCUCAUUCAGUUUGAAGAUUUUGCCAACCACAAUGCUUUUGAUUUGCUGAUCAAAUACCGAACAAGUCAUCUUGUUUUUAAUGAUGAUAUUCAGGGUACGGCAUGUGUUGUAUUGGGAGGUUUGCUUUCGGCUUUGAAACUAAUUGGGGGGACUCUUUCCGAUCAUACAUUCCUAUUUCUAGGUGCCGGAGAGGCCGGUACUGGAAUAGCAGAGCUUAUUUCACUUGAGAUAUUGAAGAAGACAAAGUUGACAGUGGAAGAUUCUCGAAAGAAAAUUUGGCUUGUUGACUCCAAGGGACUGGUCGUGAGCUCGCGUAAAGAUUCCCUUCAACAGUUUAAGCAACCAUGGGCUCAUGAUCAUGAACCGGUUACAGGACUCUUGGAAGCUGUAAAGGCAAUCAAACCAACAAUAUUAAUAGGAACAUCGGGAGUCGGGAAACAGUUUACAAAAGAAGUUAUCGAGGCAAUGUCAUCUAUCAAUGCGAAACCUCUCAUAAUGGCGCUCUCUAAUCCAACGUCACAAUCUGAGUGUACUGCUGAAGAAGCUUAUACAUGGAGCAAUGGUCAUGCAAUCUUUGCUAGUGGAAGCCCAUUUGACCCGGUCAUAUAUGAUGGCAAAGAGUUCGUGCCUGGACAGGCAAACAAUGCUUACAUAUUUCCUGGAUUUGGUUUAGGAUUGAUCAUGUGUGGUGCGAUCCGAGUGCAUGAUGAGUUUCUUUUGGCAGCAGCUGAAGCUUUAGCAUCACAAGUGACCGAAGAAGACUACGCCAAGGGUAUUAUCUAUCCUCGGUUUAAGAAUAUUAGAAAGAUUUCAGCGACUAUUGCGGCCAAGGUGGCUUCAAGAGCAUAUGAAUAUGGUUUGGCAUCUCACCUCCCCCGUCCCAGCGAUCUAGUUAAAUUCGCGGAGAGUUGCAUGUACUCUCCGAAAUACCGCAACUAUCGUUAAUUCUUUAGUUUAAAUGUGUUUGACUAGUAGUGGUUUUUAUUACUUUAAAGGUUAUACGUUGUGUGAUUCAAGUAUUGUAUUACAUUGAUUGUACAAAGUCUUGUAUUGAUUACUUAAUUUUAUGCUCAAAAACAAUCAUAUAAA
Messenger RNA from Helianthus annuus (common sunflower), 2120 nucleotides. RefSeq names its product NADP-dependent malic enzyme. Gene Ontology annotation, biological process: malate metabolic process; pyruvate metabolic process. Gene Ontology annotation, cellular component: chloroplast. The coding region runs from base 99 to 1976 and encodes 625 amino acids. The record is from RefSeq and is a predicted model, not a curated record. Gene Ontology annotation, molecular function: malate dehydrogenase (decarboxylating) (NADP+) activity; NAD binding; malate dehydrogenase (decarboxylating) (NAD+) activity. The transcript is spliced from 18 exons. Lineage: Eukaryota; Viridiplantae; Streptophyta; Magnoliopsida; Asterales; Asteraceae.